AUGAGCAAAAACAACUGCAGACAAAGAUUUAGUGAUGAACAGAUUAAGUCACUGGAGAUCAUUUUUGAGACGGAGUCCAGGCCAGAGCUACGCAUGAAACAGCACUUGGCUAACAAGCUAGGGCUGCAGCCUCGACAGGUCGCGAUAUGGUUCCAGAAUAAAAGGGCUCGAUCAAAGUCGAAGGAACUUGAACGGGAUUAUGACAUGCUUAAAGCGGAUUAUGACAAGUUGGCUUCCCAGUUUGAAUCCUUGAAGGAAGAAAACCAAGCCCUGCUUAUCCAGUUGCAGAGACUUAAACUGGCUGAAGGUACGAGAGUCCAGCUAUAUGAAAACAAAAACAUAAAGAUGGAAACUUCAGAAAAGCCAAGGUUUGUACUAGAAAACAGCAGCCCUGAUCUUGGCAUGCCCUUGAGCAGUGAUUUUACUAGAAAGGUUGACUAUUUGUGGGAAGAAGCUGAUGAUCCGGACUUAGCACAAAUGGCUGACUGUUACUUAAUCUCGAAAGAAUCCAGUAGCCUUAUCGACAAUUCCAGUUUUAGUGGACAUGGUGGUCUGGCUUUUAAGUUCUGA
Molecule: messenger RNA, 570 nt
Organism: Fraxinus pennsylvanica
Lineage: Eukaryota; Viridiplantae; Streptophyta; Magnoliopsida; Lamiales; Oleaceae
Source: the annotation of a GenBank genome assembly